CCUCCACCUGUUUAACAAGCCACGACACCAACGAUCCUUUCCAAGACGCGGUCUGACGCUAGACAAUUCCAUGUAUGCUGAAUGGGAUUUUCCCUUUCAUCCUUUCUUACCUUCUUCUCGUCUCACACAACCACUCUUCAUCAGUCAUCACUAUUCAACCCCUUGCAUUCAAGCACACUUGUAUAGGCCAAACGCGCUGCCAUGAAACACCAACAAAGAAUACCUUAACCAUUCCUCAACUCUCGCCCCUCUCCCCUCUCUCUUCCUCUAAUAUCCCCCAAGUCUCGAUUCCUACUGCAUUCCUCCUUAGUCCAUUGGCUCUGCAGGUACCUGCUCAGGAUGAACGAUCCAGGCCUUGAUGAACCCAUAGCCGACGCCUCUGCGAUUCUCAAGGAAAAUGUCGAAGACCGCCCCCCUGCAUCUCACCACAAUCCCCAAACAUCAUCCCCUUUCCAACGCCGAGAUGAAUCCCCAGAACAGACCUACGACAAAAUGUCGGAAGAAGAGCAAGAGCGGAACUUUCUUAUGCCAGCGAGGUGGUGGUAUGCUUCGACAGGCGUCCCCCUCGUGGCGGGUACUUUUGGCCCAAUGGCGAACGCAUUCAGUAUCUGUGCGCUGGUGGAGAACUGGAGGGUCGAAAUUCCCCCGGGAGGGACAGAGGAGCAUGGAAUUGACAUUAAAGACCCAGCUUGGCUUAUCGCCGUCAACGCCGUCUCCCUGGCCUUCGCCCUUGUUGCCAACAUGUCCCUCCUCCUCAACAUGGCGCGCCGUGUCCCCUUCCGAAUCGCCCAACCCAUCACCAUACUCGGCUUCUGGAUCGCCUCGGUGCUCCUGAUCGGCUUGGUUGCCGUCGCAUCCUCCGACUUUGACGCUCCUGGUGUCAAAAGCCAGGCUCUCUCCCAGGCAUAUUACUACGCCAUCUUCGCGGCGGGAUUAUACCAGAUAAUUUCAUACUUAAUGUGUUUUACAGUGUACGGGGCGUACAAAGGGCAUUACAGUAAAGAGUUCAAACUUACGGUGGCGCAGAGGACGUUGAUGUUGCAGACCAUUAUGUUCUUGCUGUAUCAACUCUUGGGGGCGUUAGUGUACUCACACAUUGAAGGAUGGAAGUUCCUGGAUGCAGUGUAUUGGGCGGAAUUCACUUCUCUGACAAUUGGUAUUGGUGAUGAUUAUACACCAAAGACCCACCUGGGGAGAGGACUGCUGUUUCCCUUUGCGAUGGGCGGCAUCAUCAUUUUGGGUUUGGUGGUCGGGUCUAUUCGGUCAUUGAUUCUGGAGAGGGGGAAAAAGAAGAUGGCAGCCCGAUUGACGGAGAAGACCCGCGUGCGAUUGCUCAAGGAGAUCGAGAGGGUCGGUAAGAAGAAGAGCCUCUUGAGACGCAAGGGGGCGCUGGGGCUCGAGAAAAACACCACCAAGGCAUUGACCGUGGAUCCAGGGGAUGGGGAGAUAUCCGAGCUGGAGAGGAGACAGGCCGAGUUCGAGGCAAUGCGGAAAGUCCAGGAGUACGCUGCCACAGAGCGCAAGUACAUGAGUUUGCUUAUAUCGACAUUUGCUUUUGCUUUCUUGUGGACGAUUGGGGCUUUAGUCUUCGAACAUGCCGAAAGGAACCAGGACUGGUCGUAUUUCGGAUCACUCUACUUUUCAUACACGACGCUAUUGACCAUCGGAUACGGGGAUUUCCAGCCCAUGUCUAACAGUGGAAAGCCAUUUUUUGUCUUUUGGACUCUGCUCGCCGUCCCUACCUUGACGAUUCUCAUCUCCGACAUGGGAGACACCGUGGUCAAGGCCGUCAAAGACGUCACCAUCUGGCUGGGGGAGAUCACUGUGCUUCCCAGCAGUGAAGAUACUAUAGCAAAUCGGCUCAAGCAUGGCGUGUACAAGGCCACUCUUGGACAACUGGACCCUCGAUCUUCAGGUUCCCGAGAUGUGGAAAAGGGCUCAGAGACCGGGGGUGGAUCUGGGUACCAGGAACUGCAUCCUGGCCUUGCACGCCUCUUCCGCAAUGGUGUGAGGAAACGCAAGAAGGGUGAAAAAGACAACGACACCAAAGAUCGCCUGGCUGCCGACUUCGAGGAGGAGGAGAAACAGGAAGAGUCGGAUGCGAGAGACAAGGGCGACCGUGGGCAAGAAGAUGUCCAUCACUAUCGCCGCUUGCUGAUCUCUCAAAUUCGAAGGGUGUAUGCAGAUGCGUCGGCAGCAACGCCCAAAAAGUACAGCUAUGAUGAGUGGCAAUACUUUCUCAAAUUGCUGGGCGAGGAUGAGGCAGAUCCCUCAUAUCACCGCCGAGCUCCGACCCAUGGCGAAAUGGCAAAGGAAGCCCGCGAGGCUAAGGAGAACAACAACGAGGGUGGCAACCUCGACAUCGGGAGGAAGGGAGCGGCGUUUGAUGGGGAGAGGCAGGAGGACCAGGACGUUCAGGUCGCCAAAUGGAGCUGGAUAGGUGCACAAAGUCCAUUGAUGGGUGACAAGGAAGAAGCUGAAUGGUUGCUGGAACGACUCUUCGAGCGUCUGGAAGCAAGUCUUCGUUCCGACACAACGCAAACGGAGAAGGCGAAGCAUUACACCAGGGAUCUCGAAGAGCAGAAACGCCGAGAGGAGGACGGCGCGGGCAGUGAGAGAACAAUGUCCCAGGAUCGAGACCCCGGCGUUCUGGACCAUCCUUGAAGGCGUCACGAGGCUCUCGGCCACCAGAGGCGUUGACCCUCGUUAGACAUUGGAGCGGCGCGGAUCUCGUU
Cladophialophora immunda is the source of this 2735-nucleotide messenger RNA. RefSeq lists its product as uncharacterized. Gene Ontology annotation, cellular component: membrane. The transcript has 4 exons. Bases 340 to 2664 code for a protein of 774 amino acids. Gene Ontology annotation, molecular function: potassium ion leak channel activity. Gene Ontology annotation, biological process: stabilization of membrane potential; potassium ion transmembrane transport. The record is from RefSeq and is a predicted model, not a curated record. Lineage: Eukaryota; Fungi; Ascomycota; Eurotiomycetes; Chaetothyriales; Herpotrichiellaceae.